Monoraphidium neglectum is the source of this 657-nucleotide messenger RNA. RefSeq lists its product as hypothetical. The annotation marks the transcript as partial. The record is from RefSeq and is a predicted model, not a curated record. The transcript has a single exon. Lineage: Eukaryota; Viridiplantae; Chlorophyta; Chlorophyceae; Sphaeropleales; Selenastraceae.
AUGGGACGCAGCAGGAGCCGAGGGAGAAGCAGGAGCAGAAGCAGAAGCCGAAGCCGCGGCCGCCGCGGCGACGACAGGUACCAGCAAAAGCAUGCCCAUGGCGUGGUCGGCGCACUUGACCACCCCGCAGCGGACACCACCAGCUGCCGUGUCGAACGCCACGGAUUUCUGCUUUCUUAUCUUACAACCGCGCUGGGCGCCUUCAUUUCAGGUGGCGUCCGCCCAGGAGCGACGAUUGGGAGCGCGGCAGCGGCGGGGGCGGCCGCAGGGACCGCGCACGCUGGGGUGACGCUGCGGGCGGCAGCGGCCGCAGCGAGCGCCCCUCUAGGGACGGGAGCCCCGGCCGCCGAUCAGACCGCCGCGACAGCCGCAGGCGCAGCCACAGCAGGAGCCGGAGCACAGACGUGCGGCGCCGGCACAGCAGCGGCGCCGGGCGCCGCGCGGCGCGCGGCAGCCGCAGCAGGAGCGCGAGCAGAGGCCGCCACCGCCGCUCGCAGCGCAGUGCAAGCCGGAGCCGGAGCCGGAGCCGCAGCGGCGGGCGCGACCGCGGACGGCGGCGGCGUCGCAGCAGCAGCCGCGGCGACGACUGCGGCCGGCAGCGGCAGCGGCGGCGCUCCGGCUCCCGGGGCGGGGCGCGCUCGCGGUCCGGCGGCUCAC